AUGGCUGUCUUCUUUCGGGGAGAGCUGGAGGCAGCAACGGGAGGAUUUGCCAAGGAAAAUUGCGCAGGAUCAGGAGGGUUCGGUAGCGUCUACAAGGCCGACCAACUGGAUGGGCUGGGAAACGGAGCGCCCAUGGCGAUCAAGAAGCUAGACUCUGGGAGCAUGCAAGGACAUGGAGAGUUUUUGCAGGAGCUCCAGGUCCUCGGCGGCUGUCGACACGAGCACCUGCUGCCUGUGAUCGGGUUCGCAUCUGAUUCGGCGAGUGCGUCGUCGGGUCAGAAGGAUCAGUCCGACUCGUCAGUCUGUCUCGUCAUGCCACUGAUGCAGGGCGGAAACCUGGAGGAUCGGCUCUUCUGCAACGAGGGCUCGGACAGCCGACUGAGUCUCCUCUGCCACCGCAAGCAGCUGGAGCCCUUGAAGUGGCAGGACCGCCUGCGAAUCAUUACAGGGUUGAUCCGGGCCCUGCUCUACCUGCACACCCCUGACACCUCCCGGUGUAAGCCUGUCAUCUUACACCGGGACAUCAAGCCAGCAAACAUUCUGCUUGACAAGAGGCUCAACGCUCGGCUGUCGGACGUCGGACUUGCCCAGCUGCUCAGCUCAAGGAGGAAGCAUGUCUCCAACUCCUUCGUUUGCGGCACCCAUGGGUACCUGGACCCUCACUACCUUCAGACUGGACACUUCGACGUUCAGUGCGAUGCAUAUGCGGUGGGAGUGACCAUGUUGAUGACAUUGACCUCUACGCCUGUUUAUUAUGAUGGGGAGACGAUCGUGGAUCGCUGCAUGGAUGCCGAAGUUCCCGAUAUAGUAGACGCGAAGGCUUGCUGGCCUAUGGAAGUCGCGGAGAAGUUUCAUGAGAUCUCCCUUGGGCUUCUCAAAUUUCCCCGCAGAGAGAGGAUUUCCUUGUCCGAUGCCUUAGGGUCUGCUUCCCCUUCCUUUCGCCGUGCUGCUGCUCAACUGUCUGCAGGAUGCUCGAAGGCGUCAUCAACCAGUUCUCUAUCCCCGUCUUCAUCGCCGAAAGCGGGCAGGACGAUUCCAACCGCUCUCAAGAGUGCGUCAUGUGUAUGUGCAGGCCUCGUCAGGUCCCUCUUCCGUCGGCUCUGCCGGGCCUGCCUCACUGACGCUCGCUGUCUCAGGUGCGCUUCAAGUGCAGUCACUGUAUGCUGUGCGAGGGCUGCCUCAAGUACUUCCUCUCCCGGGCUAGGCCGCUGUGCCCCUGCUGCGAGACGCUGGUGGACGAAGACUUGAUCGUCGCCCGCUACAUCCCUGUAAACCCAGAGCCCGCGGCCUCGAGCGGAGGCUUCGCUGCGAGGCUGCUGCACGCCAACAGGAUGUCUCGCUCUCUCCUGCGCGAAGUGUUUGACAUGCAGCACCUGCUGAGCCACCAGUGACGCCGAGCAGCAGGGGAGGAGGAGGAUGUGUAGCGGACCCGCCUAGUCCAAGUGUGAAACUCAGGCGUCCUGCGGGAGCGUCGCUGGGGAAGUACAAGUGGAUGGGGAGUGGAGUUGUAGUUGUUAUUCUAAUCGAGCUUGUGAUGAG
This is a messenger RNA of Guillardia theta CCMP2712, 1539 nucleotides long. RefSeq lists its product as hypothetical. The coding region runs from base 1 to 1248 and encodes 415 amino acids. Gene Ontology annotation, biological process: protein phosphorylation. Gene Ontology annotation, molecular function: protein kinase activity; ATP binding. The transcript is spliced from 2 exons. NCBI's taxonomy places the organism in Eukaryota, Cryptophyceae, Pyrenomonadales, Geminigeraceae. The record is from RefSeq and is a predicted model, not a curated record.